AUGGAUAAUGAUUUAGGUUUAGCUGAUCCUAGUAUAUCAACAGCUAUUCUUUACUCAUGGCAGGUUCGAAUGCUGACCUCUUCUCCUUUAGUUGAGAAGUAUGAUUUGUCCCAUCUCCGUCUACUGGUUACGGGUGGAUCACUUCUCAAUCAAACCGUGAAAAAUGAAGUUUUUGAAAAACAUCCCAACAUCAAGUAUGUCAGGGAAGCUUAUGGAAUAAAAGAAGCAGGUUUACUGACCUACACCUAUCCAAAGGAUAGAGCUAAACAAAUGAUGUCAAAGGUUGAGAUGCCUGACGAUCACCUGAUGCCGGUUGGGUUUCCUAACAUGUUUACAGUGUUCAAGAUUGUAGAUAGAGUUACAGGAGGACCUGUCUCCGGUCCUGAUAUGCAGGGAGAGCUGUGUGUGAAAACCUGUCAGUUGAUGGUUGGAUACAAGGGUAAGGAGGAGAAGUUUCUCGACUCCGACGGGUUCUUCCACACUGGAGACCUGGGAUACUACGACAAGGAGGGGGCCAUUCACUUCAUGGAAGAGAUCUCGAACUUAAUCAGCUUCUGGAUGUACGAGGUGUCUCCUAGCGUACUAGAGGCUCGACUUCUCUGCCAUAAUAGUGUUGUAGAUGCAGCAGUAGUUGGGAUUCAAGACAAGGAAAAUGGACAAUUACCAAGAGCUUUCGUAGUUCUUAAGUCCGGGCACGAAGAGACAGAAGAAAAUUUGACUAAUUUCCUUGAAUCUCGACUUCAGGACCAUGAGAGGCUUAGGGGUGGAUUACAUUAUAUACAACACAUCCCCAGGGAUGAGAACUGGAAGGUCCGAAGAUCCGUCCUGCAGAAGUUUAUCCCUCCUGUGAAAGGAGAGGAAGGAGCACCUGGUGAGAAAACUCCAACUCUUUCUCUGCAGAUGGAUCUACCUCCUGUGAGCCCACGAGCCCGACGAGCCUCUGAAGCUGCGGAUGCUCUGCUCAACCCUGCGGAGAAAACUCUGCAGUAUCUUGAACCUCAGGAUGUUUACGGAAUGAGAUCAAGAUCAAGACGAGGAUCUAGAGAGAAUAUACUGAGCUCCGAGGGGUUGGAGGAGAAUGAGGAGGAGGAGAAGGAUAAAGGAAGAAAGGAAGGGGAAGGAAUACAAGGAGAAGAAGAGGAGUUAAACUAUUGGUUACAUGUGUCUGUAUCCACUAGAUACCUGGAGAAGCAGCUCCUUCUUCAUCCCGGAAUCUGUGACGUAGCAAUCCGUGGGGUUAAGGUUCAAGGGGUUGGACAGGUGCCAAGAGCCUAUGUUGUUUUAAAUAAGGGGUUUACUCUCAACGGAGAAGAUUUUGCUUGUUGGGCAAACUCCAAACUCUCCUGGCACCAUAGGUUGUUCGGAGGAGUGGUGAUGACGGAUAGGUUGGCAAGAGACAGCUCUGGGGCAAUAUUAGUAAACCUAGAGAAUCUGGAUAAAACAGUAGUAGCGCAACAAGUAUUUUCAGACGCAGAUAUUCGUCCUUGCACCUAGUUUAUUACGUUUUGGUGUAAUCUGCUCCAGUCUCUAGUAUUCCCUAUGCAGUAUCCAGUAUCCUUGAUCAGUACCCCCCUUCAGCAGAUCAAGAGCUAGCUUGGAAUUUUCCUUUUCUGGGUCUGUAAUGUAAUGUACAUAAAUCCCAUGAUUUAUCCAAGUUUUCUCAUCCAAUGUGUAGCCCUGUUUCCAGUUUUCUGAAACCCUAGUUUUACUUAAACGGAUUUCUCUUAAGACUUUUUCUUUCCCACAAAAACUGUCUCUUUCCCCUAAUUAUUUUGAACUGUUUCUCAUUAUAUCUGCAGCUCUCCUGAACCCUGUUCCUCUCCUAGUUCUCUUGAACCCUGUUUCCUCUCCACAUAGUUCUCCUGAACCCUGUUCCUCUCCUAGUUCUCCUGAACUCUGUCUUCUCAUUAACCAUGUUUCCUCUCCAAGUUCUCUUGAACCCUGUCUCCUCUCUUAGCUUACCCGAACCCUGUCUCCCUGUUUCCUCUCCAAGUUCUCCAGAACCCAGUCCCCUCUCCUAGCUUUCUCGAACUUUGUCUUAUCUCCUUGUUUUCCUGAACCCUGUCUCCUUUUUAUUCCACCAAAAUCUUGUUUUCUCUGAACCAUGUCUCUUCUAGUUUUUCUAAACCCUGUUCUUUAUCUUGUAUCCCAAUGUUAUUAUCCUAAAUGAAUUCUACAUAUUUUCAAAUAUUACUUUGCAAGGUUUAUGUAUAGAAUACAAUAUGAGUGUGUGUUUGAAUUUA
This is a messenger RNA of Eurytemora carolleeae, 2243 nucleotides long. RefSeq names its product luciferin 4-monooxygenase. Gene Ontology annotation, molecular function: CoA-ligase activity. The record is from RefSeq and is a predicted model, not a curated record. The coding region runs from base 1 to 1494 and encodes 497 amino acids. NCBI's taxonomy places the organism in Eukaryota, Metazoa, Arthropoda, Copepoda, Calanoida, Temoridae. The transcript is spliced from 14 exons.